This is a messenger RNA of Cyprinodon tularosa, 3983 nucleotides long. Its product is annotated as NACHT, LRR and PYD domains-containing protein 14-like. Gene Ontology annotation, molecular function: protein binding. Lineage: Eukaryota; Metazoa; Chordata; Actinopteri; Cyprinodontiformes; Cyprinodontidae. The annotation marks the transcript as partial. The record is from RefSeq and is a predicted model, not a curated record. The transcript is spliced from 11 exons.
AAUCAUUUUGUUUUUAGUAGGAUCCAGAGAGUCACAUCUGAACUUGAAAGGGGACCCAGCAAUCUGUCCUUUAGGAGCAACGAUUCAAAGGACAUUUUUGGUCAUUUUAAAUCUUCUCCUGAUCCAACAACAGAAAGGAUUCAGACAGUCACACCUGGACCUGAAGCUCAGCCCAGAAAUUGGUCCUACAAGAGUAAUGAUUCUAAGGAAAACUGGACUGAUUUUAAAUCUUCUCAGUCAGCAGAGAGGAUUCAGGCAGUCAGACCUGGACCUGAAGCUCAGCCCAGAAAUUGGUCCUACAAGAGUAAUGAUUCUAAGGAAAACUGGAUUGAUUUUAAAUCCUCUCAGUCAGCAGAGAGGAUUCAGGCAGUCAGACCUGGACCUGAAGCUCAGCCCAGAAAUUGGUCCUACAAGAGUAAUGAUUCUAAGGAAAAAUGGAUUGAUUUUAAAUCUUCUCAGUCAGCAGAGAGAGAGGACCACCAGAGUUUAGAUGUGGACAGUGGUUCAUCUUCCCAGCUGCAUCAAUCAGAGCUGGCAUCUAUAUUUAUGUUGCUGGAAGACAGCAUUUUCAACUUCGUGAAGAAGGAGUUGAAUACCAUCCAGAAAGUUUUAAGUCUAGAUAACCCAGAAUGCCCAGAAAGUCUAAGAAAGGAUGAGGAGGUUUUGGAAGGUGAUGAGGAAGAGCAGAUGAGGAGAAGCAGAGAGGCACUGAUGAAGAUCACAGUGAACUUCCUGAGAAGAAUGAAGGAGGAGAAGCUGGCUGACCGUCUGCAGAGCAUAAAUCUCACUGGAGUUUGUCAACGAAAACAUAAAACUGGUCUAAAAAAGAGGUUCCAGUGUGUCUUUGAGGGAAUUGCUAAGGCGGGAAGUCCAACUCUUCUGAACCAGAUCUACACAGAGCUCUACAUGACAGACGGGGGGACUGGAGAGGUCAAUGAUGAACACGAGGUCCGACAGAUUGAAGCAGCAUCCUGGAACCCACAAAGACCAGAAACAACAAUCAGACCAGAAGACAUCUUUAAAGUCCCACCUGGAAGAGAUCAACCAAUCAGAGCAGUGAUGACUAAGGGAGUGGCUGGCAUUGGGAAAACAGUCUUAACCCAGAAGUUCACUCUGGACUGGGCUGAAGGCAAAGCCCACCAGAGCAUCCAGUUCAUAUUUCCAUUCACCUUCAGAGAGCUGAAUGUGCUGAGAGAGAAAAAGUUCAGCUUGGUGGAACUAGUUCAUCACUUCUUUACGGAAACCAAAGAAAUCAGCAGCUUUGAACACCUCCAGGUUCUGUUCAUCUUUGAUGGUCUGGAUGAGAGUCGACUUCCUCUGGACUUCCACAACAAGGAGAUCCUGACUGAUGUUACAGAGUCCACCUCAGUGGAUGUUCUGAUGACAAACCUGAUUAGGGGGAAACUGCUUCCAUCUGCUCUGCUCUGGAUAACCACACGACCUGCAGCAGCCAAUCAGAUCCCUCCUCAGUGUGUUGGCAUGGUGACAGAGGUCAGAGGUUUCACUGGCCCACAGAAGGAGGAGUACUUCAGGAAGAGAUUUGGAGAUGAGCAAGCUUGCAAAAUACUUUCCCAUGUAAAGACAUCACAAAGUCUUUAUAUAAUGUGCCACAUCCCAGUUUUCUGCUGGAUCACUGCUACAGUUUUGGAGGCUGUGAUGAGGAAAAAAGAGGGAGGAGAGCUGCCCAAUACACUAACUCAAAUGUACAUCCACUUCCUGUUGGUUCAGACCAAAAUGAAGAAGGUCAAGUAUGAAGGAGGGGUAGAAACAGAUUCCAACUGGAGUACAGAUGACAGAAAAAUGAUUGAGGCUCUGGCAAAAUUGGCUUUUAAUCAGCUGCAAAAGGGGAACCUGAUCUUCUAUGAAUCAGACUUGAGAGAAUGUGGCAUCGAUAUCAGAGCAGCCUCAGUUUACUCAGGAGUGUUCACACAGAUGUUCAAAGAGGAGAGAGGGCUGCUGCAGGAGAAGGUGUUCUGCUUUGUCCAUCUGAGUGUUCAGGAGUUUCUGGCUGCUCUUCAUGUUCAUCAGACUUUCAUCAACUCAGGUGUCAACCUGAUGGAAGAAAAACAAACAGCUGUGCCAAUAUUAUUCAACAAAUCUAAAACAAAAUUACUGCAUCAUAAUGCUGUAGACCAGGCCUUACAGAGUCCAAAUGGACACCUGGACUUGUUCCUCCGCUUCCUGCUGGGACUUUCAGUCCAAACUAAUCAGAAACUCCUGAAAGGUCUGCUGACUGAAACAGGAAGUAGCUCUCACAACAACCAGAAAACAGUCCAGUAUAUAAAGAACAGGAUUAGUGAGAAUGUGUCUGCAGAGAAAACCAUCAAUCUUCUUCACUGUCUGAAUGAACUGAAUGAUCGAUCCCUGGUAGAGGAAAUCCAACAGUCUCUGGCGUCAGGAAGUCUCUCCCAUGAUAACUUGACUUUUGCUCAGUGGUCUGCUCUGGGGUUCAUCCUGUUAUCCUCUGGAGAAGAUCUGAAUGUGUUUGACCUGAAGAAAUACUCUGCUUCAGAGGAGGUUCUUCUGAGGCUGCUGCCAGUGGUUAAAGCCUCCAACAAAGCUAUACUAAGCAGCUGUAACUUGUCAAAGACAAGCUGUGCAGCUCUGUCUUCAGUGCUCAGGUCCCAGUCCUCCAGUCUUAGAGAACUGGACCUGAAAAACAACAAUCUGAAGGAUUCAGGAGUGAAGCAUCUGUCCGAGGGACUAAAGAGUCCUCACUGCAUACUAGAAAGGAUAAACUUGUCAGGCUGUCUGAUCACGAAGGAUGGAUGUGGUUUUCUAGCUUCAGCACUCAAAUCAAACCCAAACCAUCUUAAAGAAUUGGAUCUGAGCUACAAUCAUCCAGGUCAAGCAGGAGUAGAAAUGCUUUCGGCUGGACUGAGAGAUCCUCACUGCAGACUUGAAAUUCUCAGAUCAGAGCCUGCUGGUGAACGAUAUUUAAAACCAGGUCUAUGGAGGGAUGCAUGUGAGCUGACAUUUGACCCAGAAACAUUACAUCCAGACUUCCAACUAUCCGAUGACAACAAGAGGGCGACACAUGUGGAGGAAGCUAGCUCAUGUUCUGAUCAUGUAGCCAGAUUAAGCGUUCCUCAGCUGCUGUGUUGCAAAGCUCUGACAGGUCGCUGUUACUGGGAGGUUGAGUGGAGAGGAAGAAUCGAGAUAACAUUGAGUUACAGAAUAUUCAAAAGGAGAGCUCAGAGUAAGGAUCCUCAGUCAAGAAAUACUGAUGAAUCCUGGUGUCUGAGCUGCUGUGAUGAGGGUUACACUAUCUCUCAUUAUAAGAGCAGGAAACUCCUUUCCACAAUGUCCCCUCCCUCCUCCGUCUCUAACAGAGUUGCAGUGCAUGUGGACUGUCCUGCUGGUAUUCUGUCCUUCUACAGAGUCUCCUCUGGCUCGCUGAUCAACCUUCACACCUUCAACACUACGUUUACUGAUACUCUUUACGCUGGAUUUACAAUCUCACCUGGUUCCUCAGUGUUGCUGUGUUGAGACUUCAGAACAUCUUUCAUUGUGCUUCUUUAUCCUGUAAAUAUGUGUUAAUUUAAUUCAGGCAAUUAUUUUCAGACCGAUGGAUUUAUUGGGUCUUUGAAACUCUUCUAAAUAACUCUCCAUUGUCUAGUCCUUUAAAGAUAAAAGAUCCUAGAAUUAAAUUAUUCUAGGAUCUAGAUGUCAUCUUUUUCUAAAGCUCUACUUUUUAACAGAGAGCAGGUCAUCUUCCUCCUUAGAAAAGUUUUUUGCUGACAGAUAAGACACUGAUCUCAGAAAUUAAUUUUAUUUAAAAAAGUUAUCAUAUUUGAUCACUUAAACAGAUAAAUAAAAUUAGAAUUAUGCUACUUUACAUCAUGAAAUUCUUUCUUUCUGUAGUAUCUCGCCAAACAAACUCAAUAGCCUAUGAGUUGAUUUUUUUCAGAUUCAAAUACUGAGGUGUCAAAAGUAUUAAUAAAUAUUACUCAAGUAGAAGUAAAAAUCCUGCUGUUUAAAAA